Molecule: messenger RNA, 1648 nt
Organism: Centropristis striata (black sea bass)
Lineage: Eukaryota; Metazoa; Chordata; Actinopteri; Perciformes; Serranidae
Gene: rad52
Product: RAD52 homolog, DNA repair protein
Exons: 12
Coding region: 164-1489 (441 amino acids)
Biological process (GO): double-strand break repair via homologous recombination; DNA recombinase assembly; mitotic recombination
Cellular component (GO): nucleus
Source: RefSeq, a predicted model, not a curated record
GCAGCAUAAACUCCUCCCCCGGUUGACCGAGCGGGAAGUUCAGAUAUUCCUCUUGUUUCUGUUUGGCUAGAAUGUAACUUAGCAUAAUAUCCCGGUGCUCAUUUAACAUUUAACACAAAAAUUUAAGGAAUUUAAACUGUGACUACAGGAGAGCUCUGCAGUCAUGUCCGGUAACGAGGAGAGCAGCGCUGCACCUAGGUGCUUCGGACAGACUGGACUGUGUUGUCAGUUAACGUACACAGCGGAGGAGCACCAGGCGGUGCAGAAAGCUCUGCAACAGAAGCUGGGACCGGAGUACAUCAGUACCAGAAUGGCUGGAGGAGGACAGAAGGUUUGCUAUAUUGAAGGGCAUCGUGUAAUCAGCCUGGCCAAUGAGAUGUUCGGAUACAACGGAUGGUCUCACUCCAUAACUCAGCAGAACGUUGACUUUGUAGACAUGAACAACGGGAAGUUUUAUGUUGGAGUCAGUGCGUUUAUCAAAGUACAGCUGAAGGACGGGUCGUUUCAUGAGGAUGUAGGGUAUGGAGUCAGUGAAGGACUGAGGUCUAAAGCUCUGUCACUUGAAAAGGCGAGAAAGGAAGCUGUCACGGAUGGCAUGAAGAGAGCACUGAAAUGCUUUGGUAAUGCUCUUGGGAACUGCAUUAUGAAUAAAGAAUACCUCCUAGCCAUUAACAAGAUCCCCAAACAGCCUCAUAUUGCUCUAGACCCGGCUCGGACUAAACGCUCUGAGGGUGAGCCCUCAGUGGAGAAGGCCCGGAUCUCCAGUCUGGUGCGGGAGGAAAAGCUUCUAUCUGCGGUGGGUCCCAGCAGGAUGCCACUGGAGCCCAGAGUCUUGAACCAGAACCAGCAGUAUUCAGAUGUUCAUACCCCUAAUGCUGCUGGUUCUGCUGACAGGAAGAGUGAGAACAUCGAUUCCAGACCCAUCAUGGACUCUGUGGAUGCUGACACGUCUGAAGUGCACACAGACCCCAAACAGCUGAGAAAGCUCCGACAGCAGCAGCUUCAACAGAAGUUCAGGAAAGAGAUGGAGGCCAAGAAGCUGCAGCAGAAACCUGAUCAAGUCAAGUCAGAGGACACAGAGGUUGUUGUUGCAAGAGGAUCCAGUGGAGGCCACGAAGGUGCAACAGUGUUCAGUGAUCGUACCUCAGCUGGAGACUGGAAGCCCAGCAGCAAGGACGAGCAUUUAGCAGAUGAUCCUGAGCUCUGGGAUUUCACUCUGGGCACUGAGGCGCUGGACGUCCCUGGAGACGACACAUCCUCCGGAGCGUUCAGGCCAAGCACGCCUGGGAAUCACCAAAUGCAGACGCGCAGUAAGACCCCUCAGCGAGCCCCAGGCAGGCCUCCAGACCAGGCCCCUUCAUACAGCGGAGUGCAGAACUGGGCUCAGCACAGACCUCCACAUCAGAACCAGUAUCAGGCGAGACCAGGUGAAGCCUCCAGUCCGUGCAGACAAGGACAGUACAUGAAGAAACGCAGACUGGACACAUGAGUUUUUUUCGCUUUUCCACACUUUCUUUACAUUUUCUUUUUGCUUUUAUAUGUUUUAUUUAAAUGUUUACGGUUAAGUUGAUUUUGCAACAAAUUGCUGCUAUUUAUAAUUGGAGAAAUGCCUGGAUUUGUAAAAAAAAAUAAAGAACAUAACCACAGA